Tupaia belangeri chinensis (Chinese tree shrew) is the source of this 2613-nucleotide messenger RNA. It is a transcript of the gene DDX31, whose product is annotated as DEAD-box helicase 31. Lineage: Eukaryota; Metazoa; Chordata; Mammalia; Scandentia; Tupaiidae. Gene Ontology annotation, molecular function: nucleic acid binding; RNA helicase activity; ATP binding. The record is from RefSeq and is a predicted model, not a curated record.
CAAGCGAAAGCUACCAAAAGAAAAUACCAGGCAUCCAGUGAGGCUCCCCCGGCCAAACGGAGGAGCGAAACAUCAUUUCUCCCUGCCAGGAAAACCCGUGUUAACGAAACUCAAAGGACUUUUAAGGGAAAGGCACAAAAAACAUUUUCUCCGAAAUACUCAGCCAGCACAAGUGAUGGGAACCAAGAGGAGAAGCCAUGCAUUAAGACUUCUUCGUUGUUUAAAAACAAUCCUGAGAUUCCCGAUCUCCACAGACCUGUAGUAAAGCAGGUGCGAGAAAAAGUGUUCACUUCCGAUGCUUUUCAUGAGCUGGGCCUGCACCCACAUUUGAUUUCUACAAUAAAUACAGUCUUAAAAAUGUCUACUAUGACUAGUGUUCAGAAGCAAAGUAUUCCUGCAUUGCUGGAAGGCAGAGACGCUCUCGUGAAAUCCCAGACAGGCUCGGGUAAAACUCUUGCCUAUUGCAUCCCUGUGGUCCAGUCUCUUCAAGCAAUGAAAUCAAAAAUACAGCGCAGUGACGGCCCCUAUGCCCUGAUUCUUGUGCCCACCAGAGAGCUGGCCCUACAAAGCUUUGACACCAUCCGGAAACUGCUUAAGCCGUUUACCUGGAUUGUGCCUGGAGUGUUGAUGGGAGGAGAGAAGAGAAAAUCUGAAAAAGCCAGACUCCGCAAAGGAAUAAAUAUUCUGAUCUCAACUCCCGGACGCCUGGUAGAUCAUAUAAAAUCCACAAAGAACAUUCAUUUUAGUCGGAUACAGUGGCUGGUUCUGGAUGAAGCAGAUAGAAUCUUGGAUUUGGGUUUUGAAAAAGAUAUCACCCUUAUACUCAAUGCUGUCAAUGCCGAAUGCCAGAAGCGGCAGAAUGUCCUGCUGUCAGCGACCCUCACUAGAGGGGUCGCACGGCUAGCCGAUAUCAGUUUGCAUGACCCAGUCAGUAUUUCUGCCCUGGACAAAAGUCUCCAGCCAUCUAGCCCCGAGGCCAGAAUGGUCCGGGGUGUCUCUCCAGAGAUUCCUGGUGAACUGGACAGCUUCGCGAUACCCGAGAGUCUGCACCAGCAUGUGACCUUGGUUCCCAGCAAGCUGAGGCUUGUCUCCCUAGCAGCCUUUAUCCUUCAGAAAUGCAAGUUUGAAAAAGAACAAAAGAUGAUUGUCUUUUUCUCAAGUUGCGAGCUGGUGGAGUUCCACUACAACCUCUUCCUCCAGACCCUGCUGAGCAGCUCGGGAGCCCCAGCACCAGGGCAGUUGCCAUCUGUCUCUACGCAAUUAAAAUUCCUACGGCUGCAUGGCAACAUGGAGCAGGAGGAAAGAACAGCAGUGUUCCAAGAAUUCUCACGUUCCGAAACAGGCACGCUCUUCUGCACGGAUGUUGCAGCUCGGGGCUUAGAUCUCCCUCAAGUCACGUGGAUCGUUCAGUACAACGCUCCAUCUUCACCCGCAGAGUACAUCCACAGGAUUGGAAGAACCGCCCGGAUUGGCUGCCAUGGGAGCAGCCUGCUCAUCUUGGCUCCUUCGGAGGCAGAAUAUGUCAACUCGUUGGCUUCUCACAAAAUCAAUCAUUCUGAGAUUAAGAUGGAAGAUAUUCUGUCUGUUCUGAUGAAGGAUGAUUGCUUUAAAGGGAGACAAUGGGGAAACCAGAAAUCCCAUGCUGUUGGCCCCCAGGAAAUUCGCCGGCGAGCCACGGUCUUGCAGACGAUGUUCGAAGAUUAUGUACACUCCAGUGAGAGCAGGGUCUCCUGGGCAAAGAAAGCUCUGCAGUCCUUCAUCCGUGCCUACGCCACCUACCCCAGGGAGCUGAAGCACAUCUUCCACACCCGCUCCCUCCACCUCGGGCAUGUGGCUAAGAGCUUUGGGCUACGAGAUGCCCCCAGAAAUCUCAGUGCCGUGGCUGUGAAGAAGAGGAAAGUAACCCUGAAAAGGCCUGACCUUCAUACGAAGACCCCGAGUCAGCGCCGCCUUGCUGAGAUCUUGCGUUCGGAAUACUCCAGUGGGAUGGAGGCCGGCGUCGCCAAGGUCAAGAAGCAAAACAAACAGGAACGCCGGGCAGCCCAUCCCCGCGGGCCAUCCGCCGCCAGUGCGCAGCCCUGGCCAGCCGUGGGAGAAGCUGCAGGACACACGCCGUGAGAUGGCCGAGUCCCGAGAGGCCGCCCGGCAGCCAGCUUUCCAGGAAGCGUUUCAAAUCUCUCCCCACGGGACCGGGUCUCAGAAUGAGUCCUGCAGGUCCUGGUGGCACAGGCUUGAUGUCCUUUUCUUGUGAAAAAUAGACAACCUUGCGAAGUCUCCAAGAUUUAGAAGCCACCAUCCAGUGGAACCCUGUUUGCAGGAGUCGGAGGUGUGGGUCUGCCUGGGACCAGCCACCAGACCCUGGCCUGCACACCUGCACUCAGGGCCGCUGUCCAUCAGUGCCGACACUGGCCCACACCCAGGGGCCGUGUGUCCUAGAGAUGUGUCGCUUCAGCCUGGGAGGGGUUUAAUUCCUGCCGGGCGGCAUCCUGGCAUCUGCCAGACGUUUCCCAGCUCCCCUUCGGCCCAGCGACACGUGUGUCAGCGUGGACUCUGAAGUAGGACGUUAAGAACUGGAAUUGAAUUUGUACAAAAAGAAAACUUUUCACCAUGUAA